Molecule: messenger RNA, 1407 nt
Organism: Trichoderma harzianum CBS 226.95
Lineage: Eukaryota; Fungi; Ascomycota; Sordariomycetes; Hypocreales; Hypocreaceae
Exons: 1
Coding region: 204-1205 (333 amino acids)
Molecular function (GO): catalytic activity
Source: RefSeq, a predicted model, not a curated record
GUCUGACAAUGUUGCGGGGAACACUGAUGUUCACUGAUAAGACAUUCAAUAAAAAGAGAGAAGGCUGCCACAUAUUAUAUCUACUUCAAAACUCUAAAUAACUACCGCACUGCCCUUCCUUUGGUGCUCAGGUGGAUUGGUCGCUUUCAAGCGCUUAUUUGAUCACUACUAACCCUACAGAAACAGAAAUCCUACACCCAAACAUGCCCAAGAUUCUCAAGAUUGCUGCGGCACAAUGCCGGACCCUCGACACAACUGGCAACACUCUCAAGCAGCUUGAGACCAAGGUCAAAGAGGCCGCCGCAGAGGGCGUUGACCUCAUCCUUUUCCCGGAAGUUUACUUGGGCGGAUACCCCCGAUCAGCGACCUUUGGCGCCAAAAUUGGUGAGCGGACUCCAGACGGCUAUCACCAGUACUUGUCGUAUUUCCAAGGAGCCAUUGAUCUGGGAGAUACUCCCGAAGGCGCAUAUGAUGAUUGGGUUAGUCGCCAACUGCCUACCAACGACAACGGAGUUCGCGGAGACGGCACGCGUGAAGAGCUGGAGAGAAUUGCACACGAGACUGGAGUCUACAUAGUCACUGGUGUGUUAGAGAGAUCCGGAGGCACUCUGUACUGUUCCGUGGUGUAUGUCGAUCCAGCCAAGGGAAUUGUUGGAAAGCGACGCAAAGUUCUUCCAACAGGGAGUGAACGACUUGUCUGGGGCCAGGGCCAACCUCGAUCACUCAAAGCCGUGAGCACAACUAUUAAGGGAGUCAAAAUUUGUCUUGCUGCCGCCAUCUGCUGGGAGAAUUACAUGCCUCUCUUGCGCCAGACUCUGUAUCAGCAGAACGUCAACCUGUAUCUUGCGCCAACUGCCGAUGGAAGAGCAACAUGGCUUCCACUUAUGCAAACAAUCGGAUUCGAGGGACGGACUUUUGUUGUGAGCUCCAAUCAAGCUGUCCGUGACGAUCAGCUUCCCGAGUGGAUCAGCGAGGUAAAGCGGGAGGGUAAGUUCAUUAGUGGUGGAGGAUCAUGCAUCAUUUCUCCUUUUGGUAAGGUUCUGGUUGGGCCGAGCUGGGAUAAGGAUGGCGAGCUGCUCAUUCAGGAGCUGGAUUUUGAGGAGUGUGAGAAGGGUCGGCUGGACUUGGAUGUUGCUGGAUCUUAUUCGCGGAAUGACUCGUUUCAUCUGGAGGUUAAAGGUCUUGACUUAAUCCCACCACCUUAGGCAGAGAAUUUGUGAGAGCCAUUCCGUUAGCUUCGAGAGCUUUCUGUUAUCUUGCCGGAUACAGUAUCAGUAUUACCAUGUCCAGCAAUUGUUUAAUGAUGCAAUAUUGGUUAUCCGUUGCAUCUAAUGACGUUAGCUUAGCAGAUGGUAACACAUGGCAUUCAGUAUGGAUUUGAAACAAAAGUAGAUGUAGAUGUGCUUG